GGGGACUAAUAUGUCACGUGGAUGUAGCGUUGUCGCAGGAAUGAAGAGAGGCAACUGGCAGGGUCGAGGAGACUGGGGAAGAGCUGAUCAAAGACAACAUCACAAUCCAGGCAGGCAAAGGGAAAGCUGCAGCCACAGGUUUGAGUGCGGUGGUCCUGGGACGUCCCAGAAUGAACCCUCCCCUGAAACAGCCUCCCCGAGCCUGCCCCAGAGCUCACGAGCACCAGAGCUCCCAGGGUUUUACUUUGACCCUGAGAAGAAUCGCUAUUUCCGCCUUCUCCCAGGAAACAACAACUGCAACCCUCUGACCAGGGAGGGGAUCCAGCAGAGGGAGCAGGAGGGGCGCAGGGUGCGGCUACUGGAGGAGGACGAGAAGCCCAGGAAGAAAAGCUACCGGACUGGUUUGAACUCCACAAUCCUUUUACAGAAGAGACACUUGGGUUUAGUACCAGAGACCUCGUACUGCAGGCUGAUCCAUGAACUGAAGGUGAGCAGCAUGAGACGACACAAGCUGGAGGUGCAGAGUUCAGACUCCAGCAGCCCCAACACAGACAACUUCAAACUCAUAGUGGCAGACUCUGCCUGCGAGCGCGUGUUCACUGUGAAUGACGUGGAGCACGGGGGCUGCAAGUACGGCAUCAUGAACUUCAAGGGCUGCAGUGAGGGCUCUCUCUCCGUGGAGAUGUGUGAUAACCUCUACUUCACCAACCGCAAGGUGAAUUCCAUCUGCUGGGCAUCAGUAACGCACCCUGACUCCCACGUUCUGCUUUGUCUGGUGGGCAUCGCAGAUACCCCUGGCUGUGUCAGCCUUCUGCCAGCUUCCUUAUUUAGCAACUCCAACCCAGAUCAGCCGGGAAUGCUCUGCAGCUUUAAGAUUUCAACAGCCUGGUCCUGUGCCUGGUGCCUUAACCCACAGGCAGACAAGAACUUCAGCACAGGUUUAUCGAGACUGGUGAUUGUUACGGACGCUGUGACGGGCCGCAGACAGACCUACGGGAUCAAUAGUGACGUGCUGGCACAGCAGUUUGCACUGCGGGCUCCGGUGCUGUACAAUGGCUGUCGGACGGGAGAGAUCUUCAGCAUUGACCUGCGGCAGAGAGCCAGGAGGGGGCACGGCUGGAAAGGGGUGCGCUUCUACCAGGACUCUGCCGUCACCUCGGUGCGCAUCCUGCAGGAUGACAACUACCUCAUUGCAGCCGACAUGCUGGGAAAGGUAAAGCUCUGGGAUCUGCGGAUGGCUAAAGCAGUGCAGCAGUACGAAGGGCAUCACAAUGAGCAUGCCUACCUGCCCGUCCACGUGAACGAACAAGAAGGGCUGCUUCUAGCAGUUGGUCAGGACUGCUACACGAGGCUGUGGAGUCUGGGAGAUGGCCGGCUGCUGCGGACCAUCCCGUCGCCCCACCCGGCCGGCAAGGACUCUGUGCCCAGCGUGGUGUUCUCUUCACAGCUCGGGGGCCACAGGGGCCUGCCAGGGCUGCUCAUGGCAGUGAGCCAGGACCUCUACUACUUCUCAUACAACUCGGACUACCAGGAACAGCGAGGGGCAGACGCUUAGAGAAAUGGACUGUGUUUUAAAAAACUAAAAUUAUUGAAGAAAGAAAAUGGGUGUGGGAUUUUCUUUAUUGCAGUGUCUAGAAGGAACUGGGUUGAUCAUUGCACUGGCAGCUGAAAUAAGACUACUAAAUUAAUUGAUAAACCUGCAGCUAGAAGUAUUGGUACAAUUCCUUAGUAGUUGGUUUCCUGAGAUACCUAUAGUGAGCUGCUGAUAUCUCCAGUACUUCUCAUGUUCCCUCAUUUACUCUCGCAGUUUAGAGAUAAAGAGAUAGCCCACUUCCUUAUUUGCUGCGUUUCCACUAUCCAGCAUCCCAUUCUUGAAACUGUUCUCUGCGCACCUUGUUCUGAUGACAGUCCAGCAUACUCAAGCCAUGUGAGAACAAAGAUGCUUUCUCAGUGCCAGCUGAACCAAGACAAGCUACAAGGGAUGUCAAGAACGUUCUCCUCCUUUGAUAUCCCAUUCAUCCAGUAUGAUCCUGCUGCUUUGGAGAUACUCUGCAAGAACCAGUUUGAUCAGAUGGGACUAAUGUAACCUUUAUUAGCAACAAUUCACAGCAAUGUUAACUGGGUAGAUGCAGCAAAGGAGUGCAUUUAUCUGGCCUUAUAUCAAUCAUACAGUUGUUUUAUAAAAUAAAAUGUUUCAUGCAUUAUGGCCAUUCUCUGCCUCCCCCCCAUGUACAAAUCAGUUAAUAAACCAUUUUCAUUUUAA
Polyodon spathula (Mississippi paddlefish) is the source of this 2263-nucleotide messenger RNA. RefSeq names its product DDB1- and CUL4-associated factor 4-like. Bases 11 to 1555 code for a protein of 514 amino acids. NCBI's taxonomy places the organism in Eukaryota, Metazoa, Chordata, Actinopteri, Acipenseriformes, Polyodontidae. Gene Ontology annotation, molecular function: protein binding. Gene Ontology annotation, cellular component: Cul4-RING E3 ubiquitin ligase complex. The transcript has 14 exons. The record is from RefSeq and is a predicted model, not a curated record.